AUGUGGAAAUCGACUGUACCUGCAGGAAAACAUCAAAACAUUCCGACAGAAAUGUUGCUGUACAUAUUAUUUUGGUGUUUUUCGAUUAUCGGAAUAAGUCUUGCACAGAUAGAUCCAUAUAGUUCUAAUAGUUUAAAUGAUAACCCUUUAAAUAAUGAAAAUAGUCAAGUGUACAACCUGAAUAAUCCCAAUUCAAAUUAUAAUCCGGGUUUCAACUAUCCUGAUUUAAAUCAAAAUCAAGCAAGUAAUCUUAAUCCAGGAUCUACAUUUAAUCAAAACCAAAAUGGAUAUAAUAGAGAUUUUAACUACAAUCAGAAUUAUCCUAGUUCAAAUAAUCCUUCUUAUGGUUAUGGAAGAAACUUUGGAUAUGGAAGUACUGAUGAGCUGAGAUGUCCCCAAUAUUGGAUUCGGUAUCAAAAUACUUGUUAUAAAUUUGUCAGGUCUCCUCUUCGACCUUAUAAUGAAGCAAGGAAAAUAUGCCAGACCUACAGUCCAGAUAACGGGGGAUCUGACUUAGUUUCAAUAAGUAACUCAGAUGAACAUGGCUUUAUUAUUAAUCAGUUAAAUACAAUAGACCCUCAACAUAGGAGAUGGUACAUAGGGGCACAUCAAACUUCUCCAAAUUAUUACACAAAUGUUGAUGGCACUCAAUUAGCUAAUAUGGAUAAUGCAAUUUUGGAAAUUGAUUUCCCUUAUGGAAGAGAUUACCUAGCAUAUAACUUUUCCAGGACUCAUUUACAUUGGGUAUUUGAACCUGUUAGGGGCGAUGAACCUCUGUUGUUUAUCUGUGAGGCAAAUAUAUUAGCAGUACAAAGAUUGGUGAUUGAAGAUAGAAGUUUUACAUAUGGGAUUGAUGUAACUGAUCCUGAAAAAAUACCUAGAGGGCCUUAUUUCAUUAAACAACCUGUGGAUGCUACUUUUGAUACUUCGAAAAGGAAAUUAUUAAAUGAUGUUAGUAUAAGCUGCUUUGCAGGAGGAUAUCCAACACCUACAUAUGAAUGGUAUCGUGAAGAUUAUGAAAAUGACAAACUCAUUGCCCAUUUGAUAGAUCCCUUAAAAGAUAGUCGUUAUACUAUCAGUGGAGGUACCUUAAUCAUCCAUAAUCCGCAACAAAAACUUGAUCAUGCAACAUAUCACUGCAAAGCUUCCAAUAGAUUUGGGACAGUUAUAUCAGAAAGUGUUCAAUUAAACUUUGGAUUUAUACUUGAAUUUGUUCUGAAACGUUCACCUGAAUCUGGUGAUCAGAACUGGGGAAAAUCAAUUUACUGUGAUCCACCGAAUCACUUUCCAUCUGUCAGAUAUUCUUGGUCACGUGACUACUUUCCCAAUUUUGUUGAGGAAGAUAAACGUGUCUUUUCUUCCAACGAUGGAGCCUUAUACUUUUCUGCUUUGGAAACAAUUGACAGAGCCAAUUACAGUUGCAGUGUUAAUUCAGAGUUUUCAGAUUCUGGUAGAAAUGGCCCAUUCUUUCCACUGAGAGUUAAUCCACAUUCCAACUACCAACAACUGAAAUUUCCUAACAAUUUUCCCAAGGCUUUCCCAGAAGCUCCCACGGCAGGAAAAGAUGUUAAAUUAGAAUGUAUUGCUUUUGGAUACCCAGUUCCGAGCUAUAACUGGACCAGAAAGGGGGGUAGCUUACCAAGAAAUGCCUUUAUGACAAGUUACAAUAGAGUUCUAGUAAUUCCAAAAGUGCAUGUGGAGGAUGAGGGAGAAUACAUUUGCCGUGCCUAUAAUGAUAGAGCGAGUAUCGAAAACAGUGUUAUACUGAAUAUUCAAGCUGAACCUACAUUUACAAUUCCUCUAAAAGACAGUCAUAUGGAUAGCAAAGGUGAACUCAUCUGGACCUGUGAAGCAUUUGGUAUUCCAGAUGUAAAUUACACUUGGUGGAGGAAUGGACGGCAGUUGGAAUUCGAAUCUUAUGCAGCUGAAGAAGGUAAUGUGACCAUUAAAUGUAACCCAGAGGCAGCUCCUAGACCAAAAUUUGUUUGGAAGAAAGAUGGAAACGUUAUUGGGUCGGGAGGCCAUAGGAAAAUAUUUGAAAAUGGGAAUUUGUAUAUUAGCCCGGUUUCUAGAGAUGAUGAGGGUGUAUACAUAUGUACAGCAUCAAACGAAUUAGGCAUUGAUGAAUCACGAGGUCGAUUGAUUGUAUUACGAGGUCCUCGUCUUGUGGAGCCCUUACGAGAGACUAUGGUGACAUCUGUUGGCAGAAAUAUCGACUUGCGUUGUUACGCUGUGACAGAUGAGAUGUUAGAUAUUGCAUACAUAUGGAAACACAAUGGAAUGGUUAUAAGAGAUGUAGAUGUUAAAAAUUCGUACAAUCGUAUAAAAGUUGAUGGUGGUUAUUUAAGGAUAAUAAAUGCUACCUUCUCUGAUACGGGUGAUUAUGAAUGUGUUGUUAAAUCAGCAGUAGGCAGGAUAUAUUCCAGGGCUAGAGUAAUAGUAGAAGGCCCACCUGGCCCCCCAGGUGGUGUUCAAGUAUUAAAUAUUCAGAAAACAUCAGUUACACUGCAAUGGACAGAUGGAGCUACCCACGGUUCACCUAUUUACAGUUAUACAAUUAGCGGAAGAACCAAUUGGAAUCACACAUGGGUGAAUAUCACUCAUCAAGUUAGAGCGACAGAAAUUGACAGAUAUACUGGAAGAAAGGAAACAACAAUAGAUAAUAUCCUUACACCUUGGUCCGUUUAUGAGUUUCGAGUAGCAGCAUGGAAUUCUUUGGGAAUGGGUGAACCAUCGCAACACAGUCCCAGACAUGCUACUCCACCCGACAGACCUUAUAUUGCCCCUCGGAAUAUUGGAGGAGGCGGAGGUAAAAUUGGAGAUCUUACUAUUCGUUGGGAGCCUUUGAGGCCAGACGAACAAAACAGCCCUGGAAUACAUUAUAAAAUAUUCUGGAAGCGCAAGGACGGAGAAGUUGAAUUUAAGAGCCAUAAACUGGAAGAGUUGGGAAAUGUUGGAGAGGCUGUAGUUAAUAUAGAUAUCAAAUAUUAUUACACAGAAUAUAUUGUUAAAGUUCAAGCUUUUAACAAUGAAGGCGCUGGGCCUAUUAGUCCUGAGACUGUCAUUUAUUCUGCUGAAGAUAUGCCUCAAGUGGCACCACAAUUAGUUAUCGCCAAAUCCUUUAAUUCAACUGCUCUGAAUGUCAGUUGGGUUCCUGUUGAUCAAACUAGGGAGAAGGUUAGAGGAAAACUCAUAGGCCACAGAAUCAAAUACUGGAAAAAAGAUACGAACGAACAAGAUGCUGUAUACUAUUUGUCAAGAAAAAUACAACCAUGGGCUCUCAUUGUUGGUCUUCAACCGGAUACUUAUUAUUUCGUUAAGGCAAUGGUCUACAAUUCGGCUGGAGAAGGACCAGAGAGUGAACGUUUUAUUGGUAAGAAUACCGUUUUUUUUUCUUGCAAGCAUUGUGACUUUAUGUGA
This is a messenger RNA of Diabrotica balteata, 3420 nucleotides long. NCBI's taxonomy places the organism in Eukaryota, Metazoa, Arthropoda, Insecta, Coleoptera, Chrysomelidae. The record is from the annotation of a GenBank genome assembly.